UCUGAGGAGAAUUCUAAAGGGCCAGCAUGUGUUAGUGAAAACAGACAACUCCACAGCCGUGGCCUAUAUCAAUCGCCAAGGCGGCACCCGCUCCUUGAAACUACACAGGCUGGCAAGGAGACUACUCCUGUGGUGCAGCCCCCAGUUUCUCUCAGUCCGCGCGACACACGUACCGGGGGUCUUGAACAGGGGGGCAGAUCUCAUGUCACGGGGAAAUCCCCUAUACGGGGAUUGGAAACUCCAUCCACAAGUAGUGGCUCAGUUGUGGCGGAGGUACGGGAGAGCCACCGUAGAUCUCUUCGCCUCGCAGGAAAACGCUCAGUGUCCUCUUUACUUCUCCCUAACAGACGUAAAUGCGCCGCUAGGUGUGGAUGCAUUAGCCCACCCGUGGCCAAGCGCCCUACUAUACGCAUUCCCACCCCUGAGCUUAAUCUCCCCCACUCUAGCCAGGGUGAGGGAACAGGGCCUGUCACUGAUCCUAAUUGCUCCACAAGCAUCCAAACAUUGGGUGGCAGAAAUAGUGCAGCUGCUGAAGGGCCAGCCGUGGCCCCUCCCAAUACGGAGGGACCUGUUGUCACAGGCGAGAGGGGAAAUCUACCAUCCCCACCCAGACAGGAUGGCUCUCUGGGCCUGGCCCGUGAGCGGUGGAAUUUAAAUGCUGCAGGACUACCCCAGACAGUCAUUGACACGAUUCAGAGUGCCCGAGCCGGCUCUACGCGUGUAUUAUAUGGUCAUAAAUGGCGCGUUUUUGAAGAGUGGUGUGCUGGAAAGAACAUAAUUUCUAUGCAAUGCUCAGUGAUAGAACUCCUCUGCUUUCUACAAGACCUGUUGGAUAGAGGCAAGGCGUUUUCAACUAUCAAGGUCUAUUUAGCGGCCAUCUCAGCUUGUCAUGUGGGUUUUGGGGACAAACCUGCAGGUCAGCACCCCCUAGUCUGUCGGUUCAUGAAGGGUGUUCGUCACCUACGCCCGGUCUCCAGGCCUCUGGUCCCUCGCUGGGACUUAGCCCUGGUUUUAGACUCUCUCUGUCAUCAUCCAUUUGAACCAUUAGAGGGAAUAGGGUUAAAGUUCCUGUCUUUGAAGACAGCUUUGCUCUUGGCUCUGACCACAGCAAAGAGAGUGAGUGAUUUGCAGGCUCUCUCCAUCCGCCCUGCGUGUUUACAGUUCGAUCAAGACUACACCAGGGUGCGCCUACGCCCCAAUCCGGCAUUUGUACCUAAGGUGGUGGACGCGGCCUAUAGGUGUCAAACUAUAGAACUGACGGCCUUCCACCCCCCACCUUUUUCCUCAGUGGAGGACCAAAGGUUGAACUGUUUGUGCCCUGUCAGAGCACUUUGUCACUAUAUACAGAGGAUUGCAGAGUUUAGGAGACAUGACCAACUUUUUGUGUCAUGGGCUACCUCUCACAGAGGGAAAUCUUUCUCUCGACAGAGGCUUUCUCACUGGAUUAUAGAAGCUAUUGCAGUGGCUUACAGGAGCAAGGGCUCGCAGCCACUGGAGGGCUUAAGAGCUCACUCUACUAGAGGCAUGGCUACAUCCUGGGCCCUGUUUAGAGGUGUUUCGGUACAGGACCUCUGUGCAGCGGCCAGUUGGGCCUCAGGGAACACUUUUGUGCGGUUCUACAGGCUGGAUGUGUCGGGUCCAUCCCUAGCUCACUCUGUGCUGGGAACAGGAGACUCGGUCUCGAUGUAGGGGCCUGGGCCUAAGUCAUUGGUAGGUGACUGUGCAAUCCGGGAGUUGGCUAUAUCUCCCAUAGUGAAACCCUGGUUCUUUGAUAACAGAGUGAGGUGUUUCACCAACACUCCCCUCCUUGCAGAAGGACGGGAAGAAACCGUUCUGAACGCCUGAGCAGGGAGGCCGACCAGUAUUUAAGGGCAGAGGGGCGGAGCCCAGUUUUAGGUCGACCUGUCUGUCACUGACAGACGUGAUGUCAUUGGAGCUUCCGUAGAUGGUCACGACCGAAGCGAUUCCCAUAGUGAAACACCUCACUCUGUUAUCAAAGAACCAGGGUUAUGUUAAGUAACCUAAC
Messenger RNA from Alosa sapidissima (American shad), 2026 nucleotides. RefSeq lists its product as uncharacterized. Gene Ontology annotation, biological process: DNA integration; DNA recombination. The record is from RefSeq and is a predicted model, not a curated record. Lineage: Eukaryota; Metazoa; Chordata; Actinopteri; Clupeiformes; Clupeidae. Gene Ontology annotation, molecular function: DNA binding.